AUGAGCGAAGAAACCGGCGCCGGCGAGCGCUUUGCCAUCGGUAUUUCCUUUGGAAACUCUAGCAGCUCUAUCGCUUUCACAGGACCUGAUGGAAAAGCCGAGGUCAUUGCCAAUGAAGAAGGAGACCGUCAAAUCCCCUCUAUCCUCUCCUACGUCGAAAGCGAAGAGUUCCACGGUACGCAAGCCAAGGCACAGUUGAUCCGUAACUCGAAAAACACUGUCGCAUACUUCAGGGAUUACCUCGGAAAAGACUUCAAGUCGAUAGAUCCUACUCCUGCUCACCAGUCGGCACACCCUCAACAGGUCGACUCUACUGUUGCUUUCACAAUCCAAGACACAGACGCUGAAACUCCCAGCACAGUCACCGUUUCUGAGAUCACGACCCGCCACCUCCGCCGUUUGAAGCAGUCUGCCACUGACUUCUUGGGAAAGACUGUCAACGCAGCAGUUAUCACAGUUCCAACAAACUUUUCUGACGCACAACGCGAGGCCCUUGUUGCCGCCGCCAAGAAUGCCGAUAUUGAGGUCCUGCAAUUGAUUCACGAGCCGGUUGCUGCUCUGUUGGCCUACGAUGCUAGACCCGACGCUGUCAUUGAGGACAAGCUCGUUGUCGUGGCUGAUUUCGGUGGAAUCCGCUCUGAUGUUGCUGUCGUUGCCUCUCGUGGUGGAAUGUACACGAUCCUUGCCACAGUUCACGACUACGAGUUGGGCGGUGCCAACCUCGACCAGGUCGUUAUCGAACACUUUGCCAAGGAGUUCAUCAAAAAACACAAGGUCGACCCUCGUGAAGAUGUUCGUGGUUUGGCCAAGUUGAAGCUGGAGAGUGAGGCUACAAAGAAGGCCUUGAGUAUUGGUACCAACGCUACUUUGAGCAUUGAAAGUCUCGUUAAUGGUAUCGACUAUGGCUCGACUAUCAACCGUACCCGAUAUGAGCUUCUUUCUGGAAAGAUCUUCUCUCAGUUCACUGGAUUGAUUGAGUCUGCCGUCAAGAAGGCCGGACUCGAUGUUCUCGAUAUUGAUGAGGUCAUUCUGGCCGGUGGUACCUCCCACACCCCCAAGAUCGCCCGUCUUCUCGAGAGCAUUUUCCCCGAAACGACCAAAGUCUUGGCCCCAUCCACAACCCCCUCAGCCAUCAACCCAUCCGAACUUUCAGCCCGUGGUGCCGCCUACCAGGCUUCUUUGAUCCAAGAAUUCGACACAGAAGAUAUUGAGCAAUCAAUCCACCCCAUGGUCACCGUCACUCCCCACCUUAGCAAGACAAUCGGCGUGCAAGUCGUCUCUGCCGACGGGUCCAGCGAUUUCGUGCCUCUCGUCAACGCAGACACAGCCCUCCCAGCCCGACGAGUCGCCCAAUACACCGUCCCCAAGGAAGGCGGUGAUGUCCUCAUCCGCAUCAGCGAGGGCGAGCGCGAAAUCAAAGUCACCAAGCCCGAGCCCCAAUCCAAGGCUGAAAAGACCGAAGAAGCUGAAGAAGACUCAGACUUUGACUCCGACGAAGAAGAGGAAGAAGAAACCCGAGAAGUCGUCUGGAAAUCCACCAAGCCCAUCGCCGAAGCUGCCGUCAAGGGCGUCAAGGCCGGCGGUAAAGUCGAGGUUACAAUCAAUAUCAACUCUGAUCUUGGAUUGCAAAUCACCGCGCGUGAAGUUGGUGGAAAGGGUGGUGUGAGACUUGCUGUUGAAGCGCCCCAGUCUGCUUAA
Talaromyces marneffei is the source of this 1698-nucleotide messenger RNA. RefSeq lists its product as uncharacterized. Gene Ontology annotation, biological process: protein folding. The coding region runs from base 1 to 1698 and encodes 565 amino acids. The transcript has 5 exons. The record is from RefSeq and is a predicted model, not a curated record. Gene Ontology annotation, cellular component: nucleus; cytosol. NCBI's taxonomy places the organism in Eukaryota, Fungi, Ascomycota, Eurotiomycetes, Eurotiales, Trichocomaceae. Gene Ontology annotation, molecular function: ATP-dependent protein folding chaperone; ATP binding.